Messenger RNA from Diversispora eburnea, 831 nucleotides. Lineage: Eukaryota; Fungi; Glomeromycota; Glomeromycetes; Diversisporales; Diversisporaceae. The record is from the annotation of a GenBank genome assembly.
AUGUUACCACAGAGUGCUAGAUCCAUUAGGAAAAAACGAAAUAUAAACUUAAUACUUAAUAGUUCCCCAAUUAUUCAACAACAACAACCACCGAGAAAUAGUGCGGACGAUGGGUUAUCUCAACGUUUAACCGAUUUAGAAUUUGGGCUAGAGUUUAGACUUGAUUUGAAAUCUGAGGAUUUGAUACCAUUAAAAGAACUUGGUGCGGGUAACGGUGGAACAGUUUCGCAGGUUAUGCACGUUACUACAAAAACUGUAAUGGCUAAGAAGAAGAAUGGGCCUGUUCCUUUAGGAAUAUUAGGAAAGAUUACAUUAGCAGUAUUAGAAGGACUGAAUUAUUUGUAUGAAAGUCAUCGAAUUAUUCAUAGAGAUGUAAAACCUUCCAAUAUUCUCGUCAAUUCAAAAGGGCAAAUCAAAAUCUGUGAUUUUGGUGUGUCCGGCCAACUUAUUAAUUCAAUUGCAGAUACCUUUGUAGGGACAUCAAAUUAUAUGUCUCCUGAACGUAUUCAAGGUGCUUCUUAUAGCGUAAGGUCGGAUGUUUGGUCAGUUGGAAUUACUUUGAUGGAAUUGGCACUAGGUCGAUUUCCUUUCCCACCAGAUGGUAGUCAAUUAACUGUCUUGGAACUUUUACAACAUAUUGUGAAUGAACCUGCUCCCAUGUUACCUGCAGGUGAAUUCCCAGAAGACUUUCGUGAUCUCGUUGGAAAAUGUUUAAUUAAAGAUGUUAACACGCGACCAUCGCCCAAUGAAUUAUUGAAACAUGCUUAUGUUAAAGCAUCAGCUGAAGCUCAAGUAGAUGUUGAAGCAUGGGCAAAAUGCAUUAAAAGAUAA